This is a messenger RNA of Exophiala dermatitidis NIH/UT8656, 756 nucleotides long. Its product is annotated as proteasome subunit alpha type-4. Gene Ontology annotation, biological process: ubiquitin-dependent protein catabolic process. NCBI's taxonomy places the organism in Eukaryota, Fungi, Ascomycota, Eurotiomycetes, Chaetothyriales, Herpotrichiellaceae. Gene Ontology annotation, cellular component: proteasome core complex; cytosol; proteasome core complex, alpha-subunit complex. The transcript is spliced from 4 exons. The record is from RefSeq and is a predicted model, not a curated record. The coding region runs from base 1 to 756 and encodes 251 amino acids.
AUGUCUCGAAGAUACGAUUCCAGAACAACCAUCUUCUCCCCCGAAGGUCGGUUAUAUCAAGUCGAAUAUGCGCUGGAAGCCAUCUCGCACGCCGGCACGGCAUUGGGAAUUCUAGCACAAGACGGCAUUGUGCUGGCGGCCGAGCGAAAAGUCACGAGCAAACUGCUGGAACAAGACACAUCGGCCGAGAAGCUCUACAUCUUGAACGAUAACAUGAUCUGUGCCGUCGCAGGCAUGACGGCCGAUGCGAACAUUCUGAUCAACUACGCUCGACAAGCGGCGCAACGGUACCUCCUCACAUACAACGAAGACAUCCCCUGCGAACAGUUGGUGCGGCGGCUAUGUGACCUCAAGCAGGGCUACACGCAGCACGGUGGUCUGCGGCCCUUUGGCGUUUCCUUCAUCUAUGCCGGCUGGGAUCCUCAGCGUCAGUUCCAAUUAUACCAGAGCAAUCCGUCCGGUAACUACGGGGGCUGGAAGGCUACGAGCGUUGGCGCCAACAACGCUAGUGCCCAGAGUCUGCUGAAGCAGGAUUAUAAAGAGGACUGUGACCUUAAGGAGGCAUGCGGCAUGGCGGUCAAGGUGUUGAGCAAGACGAUGGAUUCGACAAAGUUGAGCAGUGAGAAAAUCGAGUUUGCGACCGUCGGCAAGACGAAAGACGGCAAGAUCUACCAUCAUCUAUGGUCCGGGGACGAGAUUAUGACACUGCUCAAAGAGCAUGGACUCGCCAAGGAAGAAGAACCCGAGACCGGUUAA